CAUAGAUAAAAUUUGAAGGUUACAAUUUACAAAUGAUUUGAAUAAUUGAAUUUUUUGACUUAUACAUUUGAUGUUUAGUUAUUGACGUUUCAUUAUAGCAAAGUUAAGAAUUUGAAUAUGUUCGACUAUAAGAUGCUGUUUGCUCUUGGUAUUUUCCUUUGCUAUUUAGAAACGAUAGCGUCAACUGAAGAUGUUUGUGUCAAAAAAGGACCCUGUUCAUGUGAGUUCUCCAAUGGUACCGGUAUUGAUUUAUCGCCAACUGCAAAUGGAUUUGCUAUGACGCAAACUUAUGAAUUAAAGAAUGAAGGUUCGCAAUACUCUUUGAGCACAUAUUAUUAUCAUCCCUGCUAUGAUAUCCAACUCAAGAUCAAUACGACCAAAGUUAUAGGCACUUGCGGAAAUCCUUUGUCGAUAUGUAGAUAUACAAGGAAUUUUGAUUUGCAAAAUGCAACAAAAGAUACAUUUAAAAUUGACGAUGGCAAUUAUGAGUUUAUGGGAAGUUCUAAUAUAACUCAGUUUGGCGCAGACGGAAAGUCUAUCAUAUACUUCAAUGGGCCUUCUUCAACUGUGGUUAUGUUGAUAUGUGCCCAGACGGAAAAUAGAUUACAUAUUUAUUCCUUGGAAGAACCGGACAAAAUUGUGUUGGCAUUUUAUUCUAGGGAGGCAUGCCUGAAACAGAUUGAAGAACUCGGUCCAUCAUUGGGUACAACUUUGCUCAUAAUAUUAUUUUCAUUUGUAGCUCUGUAUCUAGCUUUAGGUAUUUGUACCAAGAUAUUCCUUAUGGGAGCUACCGGCAUUGAAGUUAUACCGAAUCUGUCAUUCUGGUCAGAUUUACCUAAUCUUGUUAGGGAUGGUUGGGCGUUCGCGUUGAAUGGCUUUAAGUUGCCCAAUCGCAGUCAAGGCCCUGUGACGUCACCUGACCCUAACAGCUACGACAGCAUAUAAAAUAGAGACGCCCUCAUAGAAGGGCACCUCGUACUCGUUGAAUAAUAUAAAAGACUUUUGAAUUUCGAACAUAUUAUAACGCAUAAUCUCUUUAGUAAAAAUAAUCUUCUUUUUUUUUAUCAAAACAGUUGUGAUUUUAUUAAACUUCAUAUAAAUUAUUUUUUGUUUUGUUAAAUCUAUGAGGGUAAUGGUAACUAAUGCAAUAUUCGAUAUUAUUUUUUUUAUUAGCAUAUACAUGUGAUUAUUGUUGUAGUUUUAGUUUUGGAGUAUGAUGAUCUCUUGUAAAGAUGUCCAUUUUUAUUUUCUGAAUCUGAGUCUGAAC
Messenger RNA from Danaus plexippus (monarch butterfly), 1267 nucleotides. RefSeq lists its product as uncharacterized. The transcript is spliced from 5 exons. NCBI's taxonomy places the organism in Eukaryota, Metazoa, Arthropoda, Insecta, Lepidoptera, Nymphalidae. Gene Ontology annotation, cellular component: trans-Golgi network. The record is from RefSeq and is a predicted model, not a curated record. The coding region runs from base 118 to 945 and encodes 275 amino acids.